UGUAAAAACAGUAAGCUUGGUGUCCAAGAGUUGCGGGACUGGCGGAGAGGUGGUGAACGCGGUGGUGGAAGAGAGUGAAGGAGUUGGGAUAGAAGAGGAGCUGAGGAGAGGGUUCAUGCUGAAUUGGACAGCGAGUGAUUGCAAGUUGUGCAAUAGCACAGGAGGAAGGUGUGGCUUCAAUUCAACUAUAUUCACUUUCCAGUGUUACUGCACUGAUCGAAUUCAUGCUUCCAAAUGUUGAUAUUUCAGAUGGUAGAAGCAAGGCUUCCAUGAAGAUGGGACUUGCACUAGGACUAGCUGCUGCGGUUACUAUGCUGUUAGUAAUGGUCACCCUCUACUACACAAGACGGAAGAAGCAAAACUCAAAACACCUUCUGGUUGAUGCCUUUUUGGAGAGGCAUGGACACCUUCAAAUCAAGAGGUACAGCUAUUCCGACAUGAAGAAAGUGACCAACUCCUUCAAAAACAAACUAGGUGAAGGGGGAUUUGGCAGUGUAUACAAAGGACAAUUAAAGGAUGGACGACAUGUUGCAGUGAAGAUCCUAAGUGAAUUGAAAGGUGAUGGUGAAGAUUUCAUCAAUGAAGUUGUGAGCAUGAGCAGAACUUCUCAUGUUAACAUUGUUGCUCUUCUUGGCUUCUGCUUUCAAGGUUCUAAACAAGCUUUAGUUUAUGAAUUUAUGCCUAAUGGGUCCCUUGAGAAGCUACUCUCUGAUGAACAUGACGUGAUAGGGGAUCGCCAAUUAGAUUAUCAAACUUUAUAUGAUAUUGCAAUUGGUGUUGCUAAAGGACUAGAGUAUCUGCAUAAGGGCUGCAAUACUAGAAUUCUGCAUUUUGAUAUAAAGCCUCAUAACAUUCUCUUGGAUGAGAAUUUCUGUCCCAAAAUUUCAGACUUUGGACUUGCCAAAGUUUGUACAAGAAAAGAAAGCAUGGUAUCGAUUUCUGGUACAAGAGGGACUGCAGGUUAUAUUGCCCCAGAGGUAUUUUCUAGGAAUUUUGGUGUAAUAUCACAUAAGUCGGAUGUUUAUAGUUAUGGAAUGAUGGUUUUAGAGAUGGUUGGGAGAAGAAGGAAUAUCAAGACUGAAGUAGAUGCUUCAAGUGAAACGUAUUUUCCUUAUUGGAUAUACAAUAGACUUGUGUCAAAUCAAGAGCUUGGUCUACAGAGUAUAAGCAAUGAAUUUGAUAAUGAGAAGGUAAGAAAGCUGACAAUAGUGAGCUUAUGGUGCAUUCAAACUAACCCUUCAAAUCGGCCAUCAAUAAGUACGGUGGUGGAAAUGCUAGAAGGAAGAGUUGAAUUGUUACAAUUGCCACCUAAACCAUUUUGGUUUUCUCCCUCGGCCUCUCCCUGAAUUAUUUGAAACAUUGUAAUUAAUAUGUUCUGUACAUGUAAUUAGUCGUCUUUUCUUCUUAUAUAAUAGUAGCCUCAGGACAAAUUUACUAAAACAUCUUAUGGAUAAAGGGAAAAAUCUUUGUAUUAGCUUUGUUUAUGU
This is a messenger RNA of Arachis stenosperma, 1487 nucleotides long. RefSeq names its product PR5-like receptor kinase. Gene Ontology annotation, molecular function: ATP binding; protein kinase activity. NCBI's taxonomy places the organism in Eukaryota, Viridiplantae, Streptophyta, Magnoliopsida, Fabales, Fabaceae. The transcript has 3 exons. The record is from RefSeq and is a predicted model, not a curated record. The coding region runs from base 225 to 1346 and encodes 373 amino acids. Gene Ontology annotation, biological process: protein phosphorylation.